AUGUGGAAUCCAUAUGCAAAUGUACAUGCACCACACAGAUGCCCCAUCUACUGUGUUACUUCUGUGUCCUGCAUUGCAUCGCGUUGCAUUACUGUAUGCAGGCAGACUGCUUGGCUUCAGCCCACAUGGCUUACUUUGUGGCAUGUUGUGGAUGCUGCCCGUGUUGCAAGAUCGAGAGAGGCACAAGUGUUCUAUUGCAUUCAUCUGACAGACAGUCCCCAACAAAUCAUUUGCCAAGACAUUUCGCAGUCAGGACCCAUCUCUGAACAGAAUCUGGGUAAUCUUUGUUUGCCUGGGUAA
Ostreobium quekettii is the source of this 300-nucleotide messenger RNA. The record is from the annotation of a GenBank genome assembly. NCBI's taxonomy places the organism in Eukaryota, Viridiplantae, Chlorophyta, Ulvophyceae, Bryopsidales, Ostreobiaceae.